Molecule: messenger RNA, 2404 nt
Organism: Panicum virgatum (switchgrass)
Lineage: Eukaryota; Viridiplantae; Streptophyta; Magnoliopsida; Poales; Poaceae
Product: vegetative cell wall protein gp1-like
Exons: 7
Coding region: 89-1987 (632 amino acids)
Cellular component (GO): nucleus
Molecular function (GO): RNA polymerase binding; transcription coregulator activity
Source: RefSeq, a predicted model, not a curated record
ACUGCUUCUCUCGCGCGAGCCCCGACGCUCAUCGAUUUCUCCUUCGGUCCUUCCUCACAAAACCCUAGGGCCUCAACCACCGCCAGUCAUGGCGACGCCGGCGUCGGCCGUCUCCGACGUGGGCGAACCACAGGUCGAAGAGCCCCCUCAGGACGAGGCAGUGGUCGCGGCGCAACCGGAAGGGCCCGAGGCAGGGGCGGCCGCCACGGCGGAAUCCGCAGGGGCAUCCAAUCAAUCUGCCCUCGCGGCGGCAGCCUCCGGAGAUGCCUCGUCCGCUCCCGCUCCUGCUCCCACCACCACUCCCGAUUCUGCGGCGGUGCCACCUCCGGCUUCACCAGCUACGCGCGCAGCACCAGGGCCUCCGCGGCCGCAAUUUGCAGGCUCUCCGGCCUACAUGGCGCCCCCGUCGCUGUCUCCGUCGCCGUCGCCUGCCUUUUCUUAUAACGUACUGCCGAGGGCCCCACCAGCCCCGCAAGUUGGAGGCGGUGCAGCUUCACUACAGCCAGGCUCUUCUCCAGCACGCACAGCUGCUCCUGUGCCUGCAGCAGCUCUUCAGCCACCAGCCCCAGGGCAAUUUUUUGGGAACAGGCCUUCUUUCUCGUAUAAUGUAGUUUCGCAUGCUAAUGCUAGAUUGCCUACUGGUCAGCAGUUUCAACCUGAUGCUGGAACAAACCAUGUUGGUCAAGCUUCUAGAUUUGUUCCACCGGGUUCCUUGCAACCUCCUGCGCCUGGGCAAUUAACUCGCCCAGGUACAACUUUGCAAGGAGCUAUGGCACCUAGUCCUGGAUCUAUUCAGUUGCCAUUUUCAGUGCCAAGGCCAUCCAAUAUUCCUUUUGGUGCUAGCACACAACAGGUCAACUUGGACACUAAUACUUCAAAAUCAGAUGCCCCAAGUGCGUCAAUGGUUAGCCCCCAUACAAUGCAGUUGCCUACUGGCCUGCCAUCAAAUUCCCCCUCAACAAUUACAAGUGCUUCCGGAAGUUCUUCAAUCCCUAUUCAGAUGCCAACACAGUCAUUGCCACCUCGCCCUGAGGUAUUUGGAAGCGCUAGACUAUCUGUACCUGGACAACCUUCUCCAAUCUUCUCAAAUCCAACAAUCCUCCCUGGGAGGCCUACUGUUCCAUCUGCUGCUUCUUUGCCCCAAACGGCACCAUCAUCAAUUGCAAACCCAGGUGUUAUUCUGCAGAAUUCUCAACCACCAUUUUACCCAUCCUAUCCAGGACAUGGUAUUGUCCCACCUCAACCCUUAUGGGGGCACCCCCAUCCUCCACAACCUACUGGGGCUCAGCAGCCUCCCUUCCAGUCCUAUCCUGGUCCUGUAGGCUCCCUUGGCAAGCCAAUGGUUGGGGCUUCUGCUGCAACUAUGUCCUUUGCCAAUGCCCAACCAUCUGGUGUCUCAACUGGUGGAGAUCGGAAAGAACAGACAUCAACAAAUCCAGGAUCUGAACAGCCCACUCUGGCUUCUGCUGAGCCAGAUUCUACAGGACAUGGAGGUCAAGUCAAUGAGCAGCUGGAGGAAAAAAGAAAUACAGGAGUCCAGGAUUCGGAAGCAUGGUCUGCUCACAAAACUGAAACUGGUGUUGUAUACUAUUACAAUGCCUUGACCGGAGAAUCAACUUACCAGAGACCGCCUGGUUAUAAGGGGGAGCCUGAGAAGGUUGCAACACAACCUGUUCCAGUUUCUUGGGACAAAUUGGCAGGUACUGACUGGAGCAUAGUAUCAACAAGCGAUGGAAAGAAAUAUUAUUAUGAUAACAAGCAAAAGGUAAGAUCUAGACCAUGGCUUAGGGCAACUUUAGGGGUGAGCCACAGCUCGCCACAGAGCGUGGCGGGCGUUUCCGGCGCCACAGCCAAUCCCGCUCCCGCAGUUUACUGUAGCGUGGCAGGGGGCGUGCGUGGCGUGGCGAAGUGUGGCUUUCAUCCAAACAGCCCCUUAGUGUACAGCACCUUUGCGUUUUUAAGAUGGGACCCACAUGUGGGGUACUAGGUUGGUACAAAAUGCUUCGGGUGUUUAGCACUACUGUAUUAUGCAAACUAUGACCUACAGUCAGUAUAAUUAAAGAAAAAAUGUGUUCUCAGCUUUCGCAUCCAAUCUUUUCGAGAUUCUUCUUCUCUCACCAACACUUGGCUCACAUACCUUUCCUUCCUUGGCACUGGGUGCUGAACUUAGCUACAGGUUUUCCAAUGCUAGCACCCUGUGUGAUGGCAUAUAAGCCUAGUGUUUGUAUCUUAAUUAUGCUUAAGACUUGCCUUGGCUAUCAAGUUGAUGACUUGGCUUUAUGCUUUUGCUUUAGCACUUUAGUGGUUGGGCUGCUGGCUAUAUAAGCAUUAAGCACAGCUAACCCCCCCCCCCUUUGUAACCGUGAAUUCCAGUUCUCCAAUUCAAUCAAGCGGCCUCGGUCAA